This is a messenger RNA of Encephalitozoon cuniculi GB-M1, 1836 nucleotides long. Its product is annotated as SPX domain-containing vacuolar polyphosphate accumulation protein. The record is from RefSeq and is marked provisional. The transcript has a single exon. Bases 1 to 1836 code for a protein of 611 amino acids. NCBI's taxonomy places the organism in Eukaryota, Fungi, Microsporidia, Unikaryonidae.
AUGAGAUUUCAGAAGUACCUUAAGCGAAAUUUAUAUGCGCCCUACAAGUACAACUACUUAGACUACGAGAAUCUAAGAGAGAGGUUCAAAAAGGAGGGGUUUGCCUCCAGCGAUGAAGACGAGUUUGUCCGAGAACUGGAUGCCAACAUAAAGAGAGUCUUUGGGUUUGUUGAGUCUAAGUACUCCGAGUUUGUCCAGAGGUUGAGGACGUUGGAGAAAAAGCCGCCCAAGGAAGCUAGAAGCAAGAUAAAGGAGAUGACGGAGGAGAUGCGCCACUUUGCAGAGUUUAUAAGAAUCAAUGUCAUAGGAUUCAAGAAGCUCCUAAGGAGACAUGACAAACAUACAGAGUACAGGCUCCUUCCUUCAUAUAAGCCGAUGCUAAAGGGUAAGAUUAAGUCUGUUGAGGAUCUUGAUGAGCUGAUAUACAAGGCAAGCCGGAUUUCCCUCAAGGCGAUAGAGACGAAAAAGAAAAAUACCGAAAGCAAUUGCAUGUUUAUACGGAUGACUGAUAAGUACUGGGUGCACAAGGAGAAUGUGGUGCCUGUGAAAUUUUAUAUUACCCAGCAUCUUCCAAUAUAUGUUUUUUCGAAGGGCAACGAAGAAAAGAGCCCGUAUAGUUCAUGGGACAAGAAUUCGCAUGAUACUUGCAUAUCAUCUGUUUACUUCGACAACGUUGCAUUUGAUCUUUAUGGAGAAAGGCUUAAAAAGCUGCACCACUCCGAGGCGAUCAGGAUAAGAUGGUAUACCUCGGAAGUUCCGGAUGUUGUGUUUGUGGAAAGGAAAAAGCAUGAAGAUGGAUGGACCGGCGAGUCAAGCAAGAAACUGAGGUUUAUGAUAAAUGAGAAGCAGGUUCUCAAGUACAUAAAUGGAGAGGAUGUGUGGGAAGAUGUCCGGAGGCUGAACGGAGAUGAAGAUGUGAGAAUGCUGUAUGAAGAGGUCCAGUCGUCUAUUGUUAACAGAGGGCUCAGGCCCGUUGUCAGAACAUUCUACAGGAGAAGUGCAUUCCAAAUUCCCAAUGACUCCAGUGUUAGAGUAAGCCUUGAUACUGAUCUGUGCAUGAUAAAGGAAUGCAGCGACGCCGAGAUAGUCAAUCCGACAUAUCCCAUCACGAGAUGGAGAAGGAGCGACGUGAACUGCGACUUUCCUUUCAGAAAUGUUCCCAAGAGCGAGAUAGUCCGUUUUCCACAUGCAAUACUUGAGAUCAAAACACAAAACUUUGACGAGACGAAGCCCAAGUGGAUUGAGGAGCUUAUCAACGGCCCACUGGUGGAGCAUGUACACAAGUUUUCGAAGUACCUGCAUGGAUGUGCCGUCUUGUAUCCAUUUAUCCAGGACAUUCCUUAUUGGCUUCCGCAGGUGGCUGUUGACAUAAGAAAAGAUCCGUUCCACCCAGACGUGGACAAGAAAUCCUUUGAGAACACGGUUCUGGUCGAUGUUCCUGCCGAUAGUGACCCCAGCAACAGUGAAAAGCUUAGUCCAAUAGAUGUUCAUGGAAAAAGAAUAUCUAUUCCUGUUCGUGUGGAGCCAAAGGUGUUCUUUGCUAACGAAAGAACGUUUCUGUCCUGGGUCCAGUUUGCCAUCUUCUUGGGAGGGAUAGGAAGCGCACUCCUGGGCCUUGGAGAUGAAAGGGCCAGCUUCUCGGGGCUGAUCCUAAUCAUUGUAGCAAUAAUCUUUUCGUUCUACUCCCUGUAUCUGUAUCUGUGGAGGGCCAGUAUGAUAAGACAGAGAGACCCUGGGCCGUAUGACGACAUAUACGGGCCUGCCGUUCUUGUUUGUGUGUUCCUGGUUGCAAUGGGGCUCUCGGUUUUCUUCAAGUUUCCACUAAAGAGGUUCUGA